This is a messenger RNA of Monodelphis domestica (gray short-tailed opossum), 5154 nucleotides long. It is a transcript of the gene DZIP1L, whose product is annotated as DAZ interacting zinc finger protein 1 like. Gene Ontology annotation, cellular component: cytoplasm; ciliary basal body. The record is from RefSeq and is a predicted model, not a curated record. Gene Ontology annotation, biological process: cilium assembly. NCBI's taxonomy places the organism in Eukaryota, Metazoa, Chordata, Mammalia, Didelphimorphia, Didelphidae.
AUUUAAUACUUUGAAAUGUGUUCUGUUGUCUCUUAUGGUCUUGUUUAAUGGUGCUGCAUCCUAAUUUGUACUAGGAAUCAAGUGUAUCAUUUAUAUGGAUGUUUUUUUCUCAGAAAGGUAACCAGAUAUUCUGGUUGAAGAGAAUAUCUAAAGUUUACGUUAGCCAUCCUUCAAAUGACAGAGAGAAAGCAGCCUUGCCAAGAGAUAACCAGAAGAACACCAACUCACCAAGUGUCUAGACAUUUUUCUCCUUUUCCUGGAGUCACGAUCAUAGUGCCUUUUCUGUUUUUUUUUUAAUUUAUUUGUUUGUUAUAUUAAAGUUUCCAGGUAUUGAAUGCUUCUAAUAGCAAGGAAAACUGAAAGCUCCCCAAAGAAGCUGGGAUAGUAAUACUACAUCAAUUUAGACCUAAGACAGAAUUUCUCCUGAGACCAAAGCUUGAUGAUAUCUAUAUAGUAGAAGUUCACUAAGGAAAUUAUUAGUGUACUUUAGAUUUCACAAAUGACAUUUAACCUACCUAUGACAACAGUCUGCUUUAAAGAAUGUCAGCAAGGGUAGCUAGGUGGCUCAGUGUGUAGAGCAUCAGGCCUAGGGACAGAAGGUCCUGGGUUCAAAUGUGGCCUCAGAUACCUCCCAACUGUGUAACUCUGGGAAAGUCACUUAACUUCAAUCACCUAGCCUUUACCACUCUUCUGCCUUGGAAUCAAUACUUAGUAUUGAUUCAAAGACAAAAGGUAAAGUUUGAAAUAAAAAAGAACAUACUGAAUUAAAAAAAAUGUUUAUUUAUUUAAUUAAUUUAGAAGAUUUUCCCAUGGCUACAUGAUUCAUGUUCUUUCCUCCCCUCCUCCUCCUCCUGUAGCCAAUGAGCAAUUCCACUGGCCAUACUGAAUUUUUGUGAAAACAUUUGUAAAAAUAGUAUGUUAAUUGUAGAUGAUCCUUAACUGUUUCUUAAAGCACUUUUAUAAAGUCUCUGUUGGCUAAUAUCUUUUUAACCCUCAGCUUGUGUGACCUUAAGGAUCAAUAACCUCUGAAGUCUCUGUUAGUUAUAGUACUCCAUGAUGCUAUUAUUCUUCUAAAAUAACUUCUAAUUCAGUUUAUUCAUUAAUUUUACAUGCCCUUCCCUUGCCCCUUAAUAAGUUCAAAUUAGUGAGGUGUUUUUUUUUUUUUACCAAUGAUUAUUAUCUAUUCAAAUUAUUGCUUGGAAGUGAUUUUUUUUUCCAAAUACUGAAUUGAGGCUAUUCUAGAAGCACAAGAUAGAUAUUUAAAAUUAUAGAAAUCUUAGUGACACCAAUUGUCAGUUUUGUGGUCUUGUUCCUGGAGGCAAUAAUAGUGAUAAAAACAGAAUUGACAAAGAUAGUGUGCUGUAGGAGAAAGUAUGUUAGAUUUCGAAUAAGAAGAAUGGGGUUUGAGUCUCAACUCUGACAUUUGCUAAGCCAUAGAACUGUGGCUAAAUCUCUUGGCCUGUUUUCUCAUCUGUAAAAUGAGGAUAAUACUGCUAGGUCAAUGUCUCUUUGGGAUGUUGUGUGUGGAAAGCAUUUUGUAAAGUGUCAAGUGUUGUGUCACAGAAUUUCAGAAUAGGAAGGGGUUAUCUUCAGGGCUUAUCUACCUAUAUCCAAACAGGAAUCCUUUCUAAGGAAUCCCUGAUAAGCUGCCAUCUUUUCUCUAAUGGAAGGCAAAUCACUAUCUCUGGAGCCUUCCCAAUCCAUUUGGGAAUAGCUCCCAUCAUGAGGAAAUUUUUCUUUACACAGACCCUAAAUCUACCUCUGUAAUUUCUUCCCAAUAGUAUAGGCUGAAAUUAUUUAUAAGUUAUUUUAUAAUUUAAGAGCAGCUAGGUGGCACAGAAGUUAAAAUUUGGUCUCAGAUACUUACUGUGUAGUCUGGGGUAAAUCACUUAACCCUGUUUGCCUCAGUUUCUUCAGAUAUAAAGUGAGCUGGAGAAAGAAAUAGCAAACCACUCUAGUAUCUUUGCCAAAAAAAUUCCAAAUGGGAUCUCAAAGUCAAAUGUGAUUGAAAUGACUGAAGAAUAAUUACAAUUUAAGUUAUAAUAUAAUUACAAUUAUAUAUGGAUUUACAUAUAUAUACCCACACAUAAACAUAUUUAUAUGUGUUGUCUUCUUUGCUAAUAAGUUGGGCACAGAUCCAUAUUGCAGGUGAGAAAACUGAGUCCCAGAAAGGAUAAAGAAUUUAUCCCAAAUGACAUAAUUUGUGUUAGAAUAUUCUGUCCAGUGAUCAGCUUGAAUGUGGCCAAUAGAAAAACUAAAAGAGCAAAAUAUGAAUAAUUAAUGACUUGAAAUUCUCUGGGUAGCUCUGGUUCUCUACAAUAGGUAGGCUGUAGGUAUCCUAUUACCUCUGGACGCUGCUGAAUACUUAGUAACAGUCCUGUUGCUUUGUAGCUUGGUUUGUUGUUAUGUUGCUUUGAGGCUCAGCUGAUAAGAGACUGCAGCCUUGUUCUAAACAUGCUCUUCUAUCUGUCACCCUUGAUAAGAAAUCACCAGUUCCUUAUGCCAGGCCUAUCAGCAUCUGUGGAAUAUCUUGCUAACGAAGGAGGCUUUAGAAGAAUGUUUCCAGGGACUUAUGGGACCUCAGCUUUCAAAUUCCAACCAAGGAGGGAGAGUGUGGAUUGGAGGCGUUUAAGUGCUAUUGAUGUGGAUCGGGUAGCUCAGGAGCUGGAUGUGACCACUUUACAGGACCAUAUCACUGGCGUAACUUACUGCAAUCUGGACUCUGAGAGAUGUGCCUAUUGUCAGCAGCCUGUGGAUCCGGUGCUCCUCAAAGUUCUCAAGAUGGCCCAGCUCAUCAUUGAGUAUUUGUUGCAUUCCCAAGACUACUUGAGUGCCAAUAUAAUUUCUUUAGAGGAGAAACUCCAGUCUACUUUGGAACAGCAGGAACAGACCAAACAGAAACUGGACAAGCAGGCAGAGGAACUGAAGGGGGUAAAGGAGGAGAGCCGGAGGAGGAAGAAGAUGCUCAGUAUGCAGCAGCUACUGAUCCAGGCUGGGGCCAACAACUAUCACAAGUGCCAUUUAUGUGACAAGGCUUUCAUGAACAACUCUUAUCUUCAAGGCCAUAUCCAGCGAAGACAUGCUGAAGUUAAACAAUCUGAAAGACAGAAGCAACAAAUGCAACAGAUGGAGGAUGGAAUAGAAGAACUGAAGGCAAAGCUGAAGGGGACCCAGGCUCAACUGGAGGCUGAGAGGGAGGCUGAGAGGCAACGACAGAUGCAGGAAGCAGAGAAUAUUCACCUAAGGGAAAUAGAGGCAAAGAAGGAAUUAGAGAAAUGGAAAGAGGAGGAAAGGAAGAAGCUUUACCAGGAAAUAGACAAUUUAAAGCAAUUGCUUCUAAAUGAAUUUAAGAGUGUUACCAGCCAGAAUUCUAUCCUAGAAGAAAAACUCCAAGCUUUGCAAACCCACACUGUAGUGGAAUCCUUUCUUGGAACACUGAAGGAUGAUGAUUCUGAAGACCGACAAAAACAAGCAAAGGAGGUACAAGACAUGAAGGAGAAGCUUGAACAUCAGAAAUUAACAUGGAAAAGAAAGCUUAAGGAUCUGCAGGAAGAACAUCUGGCAGAAAAGAAAAGGUUGAAGGAUGAGAAUGAGAGGCUCCGAGUUUCCCUAUCUCAGGAUCAACGCAAAGCUGCAGACCAUUUUCAGCGCCAAAUGGAUUCACUCAGUGCCAAGUGCCAAGAGCAGGCCAAUAUCAUUAAGUCCCAGGAAGAAAUGAUUAAAAGGAUGACUUUCAGAGAGGAGGAAGUGAUCCACCAAAUAGCAAAGGCAGAAGAAACAGAAGAUUCUACACAAGAAGAGUUGGAGGACUCCUUAGAUGGAAAGCAGAAGGUGCUGGAAGUGCUGAGAAGGAACCCUAACUUACUGAAGCAAUUCCGACCAAUUUUAGAAGAUACUCUGGAAGAAAAACUAGAAAGUAUAGGACUAAAAAGGGGUACAAAGGGAAUUUCUGAUCAGACUUACAGAAAUCUGGAAGUAAUGUUAAAAGCCCACCGAGAACAGAAGUCCAAGAGGUUUUCUGAAUUCUUGAAACUAAGGGACAAGCUUAUUAAGGAGGUUGCUCAAAAAAUUGGUCAAAGGCAGCAGAAUGAUAGCAUGUUGUUACAGCCUGUUAAUAUGGGCACAGUCAAAAGUCAGAGGAGCCCACUGCCUAGAAGAGAAGUUCAGCAGAAAUCCAAAACACUUCGAGUGGAAUCACAGCUCCAACAAACAGCAUCACCUAUGCCCCAAACACCUCAGAGCCAAGUCAACCACAGCCCUGCCCCACCAGUGAUACCAGUUCCAACUCCACGAAGCAAAGUUCCUGGGCCCCCUGGAGCUCGGGCUUCCCCUGGGCCUGGGCUGAGCACCCCACCUUUCACAUCUGAAGAUGAUUCAGAAGGAGAUCAUAUUUCCCGUCCAAAUCUUCAAGCCCCUUCUAGAGUGGCUGUUAGAGAUGACAAUGAUUGGGAUUGGUCUGAUACUGAAACCUCUGAUGAGAAAGUCCCUAAACCCAUGGAAAGUCCUGGUGGAGUAACUUCCACAGGAACUCGAGUCCAGUCAUUGGCCAAAACUCUAGAAAAACAGUUAAUUGCUCCUGGAAAGAAGCCUGCUGGAGGAGUGAGUGUUUUCUUAGCCUCAGAUGUUGGACCAUCUAAAACAACCAUCUCAGUAAAGAAGCCACAGUUUUCCGAAGAUGACAGUGACUUAGAUAUUUCCUCAUUGGAAGAGAUUCUUCAGGAUUUAGAUGUCAUUGAAAAGAAAAAAAAGCCACAGCACCUGUCCAGGUCUCAACCAGUUGAGAAACUUGGUAGGAUUUCCACAGAUUCUCAGAGCAUCAGUGUCUGGAGUUCGAGUAGCGCCCGGGUUAUGGGCUGGUGAUUGGCAAAGACAUGACUCCCAAACUGUGGGAAGACAAUGUCAUCCAAGGGUCUCCUUCCCAACAGCAGUAAGGCAUGUCCACUUUAUACACCUUACCCUUUCUGUCACACACUUUACCUUUCUUUGUGGGCAUCUUUCUUUAUGCAUCACUUCCAUUUCAAUACAAUUAAAUAAACAUUUAUCAAGCACCUAUUAUGUGUCAAAUGCUAUUAUAAGCCAUGGAGAUAAAUUAAUUAAAAGAAAGACAGUUCCUUCCCUAAAGGAGCAUACAAUCUAAUAAAUUUUCUUAAUUCA